Capsaspora owczarzaki ATCC 30864 is the source of this 3899-nucleotide messenger RNA. RefSeq lists its product as hypothetical. NCBI's taxonomy places the organism in Eukaryota, Filasterea, Ministeriida, Capsasporidae. The record is from RefSeq and is a predicted model, not a curated record. Bases 58 to 2526 code for a protein of 822 amino acids. The transcript is spliced from 7 exons.
UUUUGCUUCAAUUGCACUCCUUCUACUCGUUGGUUCUAUCGUACUUUUUAGUACACUAUGACGAGUGAGAUUGUUCAGCUUCGUGCGCUGCUCACUGCCUUCGACCGGGACGCAGCGUCCAAGCUCGAUCCGCAGGCCAUCCUCGCCUUCCUCGACGCAGCUCUGCCAGACGUUGCUCAGAACGCAGGCGAAAGCACGUUCUCGGCGGGCGUCCGCAAGGUGUCGAAUCGCACGCGCGCAGUCCUCGCUGCUCAGUUCAUCCGACUGCAACUCGUAUCCACCCUCGAGCGCGAGGCGCUGCUGAGACUGUCGCAAAGGAUGCACGCAGCAACGGCGGCAAUGGUGCGGGCGGCGUUUGGCCUGUACGACCUGAUGCCGACGGUCGCCUUCCAUCACGGUUCCGGGCUCGAGCUCAUCUGCCGUGCCGCCAUCGAGCGCAAAUACGCCAACUAUGCGCUGGAGGGUUUCCGGUGUUUCCAGUCGCGACUUCCGGUUGUCUAUGUGAGCACCACCUUGCGCUUUAGCAACAGCUUUUGCCGCGCGCUCGGGCUGCCGCUCAACUGCAUUCGCGCAAUCGCACCCACCCCUGGCGGCAACGGCAUUUCUGCGCGCGCGCUCGAGAGCGCCAUCCAGCGCGACACCCAGGCUGGUCGCGUGCCAUUGCUCCUCGUGCUGGACACGGAGGCCCAGCUGUUGCUGCCGCGGCCUGAGGAAGAAAUUGCCAAGCUCGCGGCCGUUGCUUCUGCCGCAUCGCUUUGGGUGCAUCUCACCGGCCAAGCGCUGUCCUCGCUGACUCUACCUUCCGGUACGCUGCUGCUGCGCGAGCUGGCCACCAUGAGCGACUCUCUCGCGCUCCGCUUGGGCGACUGGCUGGGUCUGCCCACAGGCUUGAUUCCACCCGCAUACGUCUUCCGCUCGACACCGAAAGGGCCGCUCCUGCCCGUUGCUGGCGGUGGUGCGCUGUCUGCGAGCAAGUACACUGGCCACGCUUCCGCUCUGGCUGCUGCCGCCUUGUCCAUGGACAUUAACGAUGCCUUCGUGCCCAUGCCACUCUGGAUGCUGCUCACCGAAGACGCCGCUGCGUCCUCAUCGUCGCCCUCGUCAGCUGCGGCCACACCAACGUCAUCCAGCAGCAGCAGCACUGGGGACGCCACCACCCCUACCACAGCAACCUCUUCGUCAUCGCCCACCGCCCACGGCGGCCCACAGCAAAGCACCGUCGUCCCUUUCGCUGCCUCCGCCGCUGGUGCAGCAAGCCAACCUCCGGCCAAUCCAUCGGUGCCAUCCGCGAGCCCGUUCCAGCGAUAUGCCCUGCGCGCGGCGGCGCUGUCUAGCCAGCUGCGUGCUUCGCUUCGGCAGCUCAAGACACUGCGAGAGGUCUUCCCCGAUUGUUCUCAUGUUCCCGGAGCAGUGUACUUUACAUUUUCGCCCACUGUCGAGUGGGCAAGCGUGUCCUUCCCCCCAUCCGAGGAUGACACCCUGUCAGGUCUCAGCACGCCAACCACAACAUCUGCACCACCGCAGUCGGUCGAGCGACGGGCGUCUCAAUCGGAAUCGCCGGCUCCCGACAGCUCGCUGGUGCGCACUGGAGCCCCGAGCCGACUCCACUCUGACGCGAUUGUUGAGCGCAUGGUUGCCCUUGCCGAUCAGGUGCACUCGCAGCUCUUGACCCACGUCGUCGCCUCAAACACUCGCGUCGGCAUCAUUUUAACGCGCAUUGACGGCAAGUGUGUCUUUUUGUAUCAACCUGCUCUGACCGUGCCCACAUUGGCCACGCAAGAUGGCGAGAUUGACGCCUUGGUGGGCGAUUUGGACCGCCUUGCCCUGCUUUUCGACUCGACCCUCGCCCAGCGCGCUCUGUUCCAUCGUCUCAUCUCUUCCUCGGACAGUUUGGAACUGGUCGACCUCGAGCCUAUUGCUGGACUCGGUGCUGUGCGGUAUCGUCCGCCGCUGCUUGCCCAAGUUGGCAAGCCAGAGACCGCGGGGUCGGUCGUCGCUGGGGCUGGCGCUGCACCCGGUCCAACGGCCGCGGCCGUUAAUCGUGUCAACCAGGAGAUUGCCGCCACGCUUGCACGCUCACACACCAUGUUUGCAGCUGGCCAAACGCGCUCUGGUGAACCGUGCUUGCUUGUGGGUGUGGAUGCCGUGCCCGCCACCGUGCAAACCAUCACUGCCAUUGUUGAUGCCAUUUCUCGAUGCUCGGCCGAUGUCGAGGCAAACCUGCAUCUGCCCCAAUACCUCGACGAGUCUAUUCAGCAGUCCAUUCGUCAGGCCGAGGAGGAUUUGAAGCGCGCCAACGACAACCAGUUUUACGAAGGGGGCAUUGUUCGUCAUUUGCCAAUCGUCGGCUCUGUCUGGGAGUGGUUUAGUCCUGCAGAAAAGCCAGCAGAUAUCGCUGGACGCCACUUUUCUCUGGCUUCCGGUGUGCUCGAAAGCACUGAGGCUGUUCGCAAGUCCAAACAGCCCAACCAUGACGAUGGCAGUGUACCGGCGACUCCCACAUCGGCAACGACCGCGAGUGGAUGAUGGCUUUUUUUUUUUCGACUUGUCUACCUGUUUUUUUUUUUUGGUUGGAUGUGUGUUUCGGACGAGUGUUUGUCUUAUUUUCAGUUGCGUUUUCGCGGCUUUCUCCUUUGCAACUUGUUGUCAUUCUGAUAAAGCUGUGUGAUGGUUGGCUGGCUGGUGUUGAAAGUUGGCUGAGAUCCACGUUUUUGGACAUGAUUUGUGAAUGGUCGACUCGUGUUGAACAAUGUUCCCUAUUGCUCUUACAGUAUGACAUGUGUUGACAAGCUUAAUUCUGAACCAAUGACAAACGACAGACUGCACAGUUCAGGAUGCUUUGGCACCAAUCUUCACGUGGGAAAUCAGGCAUCCAAGGUAGCAAUGAGGCGACCAAAGGAGGGACGUUCGUCGGCAAUAUCGUCAAGACACUUGAGGGCGAGAGUGACAAUACCGCUUUCCGCGUUUCGGCCUUCAGUCGAGUCCCAGGCUUCGCGGCGGUUGCAAGCUCGAGCAAAAUCAUGCCAAACGCGUAGACGUCGGUCUUGACUGUCAUGCGACCUUCCUCAAAGAACUCGGGACACAUGUAAGGAGCUGUGCCUUGAGGAACCUUUGUGCGAAGGUAGCUCUUGUCAUCAAGAUGCUCGGCAGCACGGACGAGACCAAAAUCAGACACUUUUGCAUUAAAGUGUGCGUCCAACAGAACGUUGUCCGUCUUGAGGUCGAGGUGGAACAGAACUUGAUCAGGGAGGGCUGUCUGGACGUAAUGCAUGCCACGGUCAACAUCAGCCGCAAUCUGAUGGCGCUGGGACCAAGUCAGCGGAGGCGUGUUGUUUUUGCGGCUGAGACGGUCGCGAACAGAACCGUUUGGCAUGAACUCAUACACCAAGCAGUAGGCAUCGUGACUUUUGGCAUAGGACAGAAUGCCUUUGAUCGAUUCGGCGGACAGUUUCUUGAUCGCGACAGGAGGCCCAGGCAGACUGGCGCGGUACACGCGACCAAAUGCUCCUUCGCCGAGCAGAGAAUCAUCAGCGAAAUUUUUCGUGGCGGAGACGAGAGUGGCGAGAGGCACUUCGGGGAUGGGUUGAUCAACGUUCGAUGCGAAUCCAUCAGCGGGUUGGUGGCGCUCAAGAGCGUCGAUCCGAUCAAGAGCUGAUUUCAGAUCGGAGCGAAGUUGUUGCAGCUCCUGUUCUUUGGCAGCAAGCUCGGUGCGCAAUUGCUGAUUCUUAGCUACUGCGGCCUGUUCGGCUGGUGACCGAGUACGCUGGUUGUCAAGAGCUCUGCCACCCAAGAAGCCCCAAUUUCGCCAACGCAGAUGAAUGGCUUUGCUGUCCGCAUUUGACUUCAUGCAAGGAUCCAAUAAAGCAGAGAGUCUUACUUCAAGUGACAGGUGUUGCCGG